CAAACUAAAAAAAUCACACAUGAAAAGAAGUCAUGACUUCUGUUUUAAUAUAUUAGAUGUAUAUAAGUUUAGUAUUUUUAUAUUGUUGUUUGAACUUGUCAGGUAAAUUGAGUUUUAGUGGGAAAGUUUAUGUAGUUUACGGGAGUGUAUCCUUUUCUUCCAAAUGUUACUGUGUUAGUGUGCUAAGGUCUUUUUAAAAAGCUUGUCUUAGGUUCCGAAUAGUAACUACGGUUUAAGCAGUGCGGGACAAGUAGUUUAAUUGCGGUGCAGUUUUAACAGUUAUAAAAACGUAUAGAUAUAUAAUAUAUAUAUAUAUAUAUAGAUUUUUGUUACUGUUAACUGCGGUGGGGGCAUGACAGUUCGUAACAUUCGAAACCUUAGUUUAAAGCCUUUUUGGCUGUGUACAUAUAUAUUGUCUGUUUUAAAAUAAUGCUUAAAGUUCACAUUUAUUAAUAAAUUAUAUUAAAUUUUAAUUAUAAAAGCAUAAUUUUUAAUUUAUCUAUUUUAUAAUCCUAAACAAAAGAAAUUCAGAAAAUGCAAUUAAUAUUUUUUGAAGUUUACAAUUUUUACUUAUUAUUAGUUGACAAAUAUGCAUCGGAAAUAUAUAAAAUAUUUUUUUGAAAUAUAUAUAUAUAUAUAUAUACAUAUAUAUUUUUUAAACAUGUAUCUCUUAUGAAUGGAGGGAUUAGUUUAUAAAAAUUACCAACACAAUCUAAUUGCCAUUUUAACCAUCAGAAACGCGUCUUUUGUAAUGGCGUCAGUUUUCUUCUAACCUAUACAAAAUUCAUUAAAAUGCGGUUAUACUUUGGGCACUGGUCGAUCUUUGAAUGUUAAUAAUAACUCUAUUUUCUGACCUGUGAAUUAAAAUACGUGUAUACCCACCCGUACCGGUGAACCACGUAAUUGUAUUAUAUAUGGAGAUUUUUUAGUACAGUAUGUUAAUUUUGAAGAAAAUUAAUAUAUAGUUUAUUUACGCUAGGACGUAAAUGGAAGUGCUUUUGUAAUUUAAAAAAAAUGCGAUUGAUAAUGCGAUUGUACUCCAACAAUCUGUCAGUGUCUAUUGCUUGUGGAAGCCUGUCCCUUGGAGUGACUCGGAUACGCAUUUGAUUUCUUUAUUCAAUUUUUUUUUUUUUCAUGAUACGGCUAGUGGCUACCAUUCAAUUGGGGUUCUAAUAAAUUGUUUUCGAUUAACUUUAUGCGAACCGAUGCACGUGAAAAUAACGUUAAAAUUAGGCUUGUUGCUGAGUUUUUCUUCUAUAUUUUUUAUUAUAUUUGAAAGACACCCUUGGAAAUGUAAUGAACGUUAAUUAUUAUUUUUUUUGAAUUUUAUAAUUUAAAUAGUAGUAGAUUUGCUCAUAACGUUAUAAUAUAAACAAGCAAUACCCAUUUUAAAAUUUGUUGAUUAAUAUCUUCAAAAACUUCGAAAAUAAUAGUAUUCACUUUAACUAACAAAAAUAUGGUUUACAUGUAGACAUACACUACAAUAGAUCACUAGCUAGGAAAGAACCCCAUAAUUUUUUGUACUUAUCUAAUGUUACCAUACAUAUAUUUACCGUUAUCAACCUAAUUUAUUAGUCAUUGUCUUACUAAAUAUAGAUAAAUUUCAUUUUACGAUGACUUCUUUUUGAAGCGACCAUUUUCAAAUGCUGCGGCAAAUCCAUCUACAUUGUCGAGAUAUAUUGUCAACAUUCAACAGCCCUAUUAUAUAAAUAAGGGCUAUAAAGGGGCACUAGCAACUACCCUUUUACUUUGUACCCAAAAGAGUCUCUGAUCAUUUCCCCCUCAAAACGAGAAAUUUGUAGAAAACAAAUUAGGGGUUUUUGUCUAAGGAGAUCAGCUUAGGAAGAUGAAGAGGAGGCAAGUGGUAAUAAAACAAAGAAAAAGCUCCUACACUACGACUUCUUCUUCCAGCAACGUACGUUAUAUUGAGUGCCAAAAGAAUCACGCCGCUAAUAUCGGCGGCUACGCCGUUGACGGUUGCCGUGAGUUUAUGGCAAGCGGUGGCGAAGGAACCGAUGAUGCUUUAACGUGCGCUGCUUGUGGCUGUCACCGGAACUUUCAUCGGAAGGAAGUUGAAACGGAGGUUGUUUGCGAGUAUUCUCCUCCGAGUUGAAUCAACUAUCUAGCGAAGAUGGGGAAAAGAAGAAACAAAUACUAUAAGAAAGGUAUUGUUGAUUUUUAAUUAAUAAAGGGAAAAAAGUUCUGCUUUAGAGUUUGAUCUAUUGAGUUUUUUCUUUUAAUAUUAGAGAUGUAUUUAUGUAUCUACAUGGUCAUUGUAUAUUCAGAUACUUACAUUAACGCCAAUCUAUAUGAUUAAUGAUUCUUGAAUCUUGGUGUGAUGGAAUGUUAUAUACUUCAAAUAUAUGUGCCCUUGCCUUGUACGAAGUGUCUAAUUUGAUCUAUUUAGAACUACAAACAAUUUAUAUUUAGUAACUUAAAGUGUCAAGACUUUUGAGAAGUAGUAUAUGUAGAAAACAAUGAGCCGACAAUUUUUUUUGACGGAUUCUGAAGACGUACGUAAACCAUUCCCCAAAAUGCAAGAGUGUCCAGUCUAUACUAAUCUUGCUAAGCUAAUCACAAUAAGAUAUUAUAGUUCAUAUUUGUAUGCUAAUGUUGUAACCGCAGAUAUAAGAAAAAUAAAUUCUUAUUUGAAUUGGAGGAGAUGAAUCCUUUCUAAGAUAAGAGCACUUCCGUUGAAAGAGAUCAAUCCUUAGAAGCACUUGCGAUCUAUAUAUUUAGCACAUGUAUGUGGUCAAUGACAGCAACAGAAAAUGGGGGAUAUAUAGAUUUAUAAGUGGGAACCGAAAUUAAUAAGCGGAUUAUAUUUUUGGCCUUAUUCUUAUUCCUAUGGACCUAGUUAUGAUACGUAAAAUAAGAGGUGUAUUCAACUGAGAGUUUUAGGUGAUUUGUAGUAAAAUGACAAAUUCACUGUUAUUCAAACAUGAAUUUUAAAAACUCAUUUAAAAUCUACUGUUAUUAAACUUAA
Molecule: messenger RNA, 2986 nt
Organism: Brassica rapa (field mustard)
Lineage: Eukaryota; Viridiplantae; Streptophyta; Magnoliopsida; Brassicales; Brassicaceae
Product: mini zinc finger protein 3
Biological process (GO): regulation of DNA-templated transcription; regulation of developmental process
Cellular component (GO): nucleus
Molecular function (GO): transcription cis-regulatory region binding; DNA-binding transcription factor activity
Source: RefSeq, a predicted model, not a curated record